Messenger RNA from Schistocerca piceifrons (Central American locust), 852 nucleotides. Its product is annotated as translation initiation factor IF-2-like. Lineage: Eukaryota; Metazoa; Arthropoda; Insecta; Orthoptera; Acrididae. The record is from RefSeq and is a predicted model, not a curated record. Bases 1 to 852 code for a protein of 283 amino acids. The transcript is spliced from 2 exons.
AUGACACCCAAGACGUCCAACCGACGUGCGGCGGAGACGGCGCCCCAGGCAAAGAAGCGACGCCGCAGAAGAAGGAGACGACAACGUUCUGCAGCCGCUGCGAACAACGGAAGGGCAGAGGCAACAGCGAGAGGAGGAGGCAACGCCGCGGGAACAACGGCGGCACCCGGAGGAGAGGCGGCGACGGCCACCGCACACGUGCGGCCGCCUUCCCCCGCCGCCAGUGGCAAAGGCGGUGGAGGGGGGCGGCGGCGCGACGCAGUGUGUGGGAAGACGGCGGCGUCAGCUGGUCCCGACGUCCACUCGGCCCUCCAGGAGGCGGAAACAAGAUUCCGCAUGGUUCUCCAUGCAGAGAUAGAGGCCGCCUGCUUCACUCUCCGUAAAUACCUCCGCCGCAAUACCAGCAAGGAGACGCAGGCGCUGCAGACGGAUGAGCAGCACAAAGACGAUGGGCCGGCAACAGAAGCAGCACACCCCAGUCGUGACCAGGCCAUACAAACGGCCUGGCCGAAGAAGAUGACCAUCAGUCGAGCCACACAGGUCUCGUCAGAAGGCAAGGGAGCACCGGCAGCACGUCAGGACUCAAGCGUCCAAACCAAGGAGUUCGUCAAUCACUGGGCCGCCCUUGUGGACAGCGAAAUCCUGGAUGUCACCAACCCAAACUUGGCCGACCGAGAUGAACACCAAAUGAGCUUCCUGCAAAGCAAGGAGCUCAUAAGAAGAAAGGCGGAAGCCCGAGACGAGCAGUUCAGAAGAAAGCAAGAGGAGCAAGAGGUGGAGCGUGACAGAAGACGCGAAGCCGCCCUUGCCCGCCGUGAACGCCAGCGCCAACGCUGGCAACACGGCAAAUAA